AUGGCGUCUGAAGAAGCCAGCACAUCCCCCCCAGGUACCAAGUCCAAGCAGGAGCGAAUCCGCGACAAUCAACGACGCAGCCGCGCUCGACGGCAAGAGUAUCUGGCUGGUCUGGAAAACCGGGUGAAGGAAUGCCAGGUGUCUUGUCGUGAGGCGGAUCUGCAGCGCGCAGCCUACGCCGACCUGCAAAUAGAGAAUGCUCGUCUGCGAGAUCUCUUGCAUUAUGUUGGUAUCAGCCCUGAUGUCGUCGAGAAUUUCGGCCGCCACGGCAUCCAAGCGCUGCCCAGCAAUCCUGCAGCGCUUGCACCUCGCCAAAUCAAGCCCAGAUAUCACCAACCCAGCGCAGUGCGCGCCGGCGAUUUGUAUCAACUCGGCAUGGCCAAACAGGACUCAAUCCCGGAACCAACCUGUCCCGCGUUCCCAACCCCGGCGUCACUUUGUGCUCCGACACCCGUCUUGCCGCCCGAGCCCCUACAAGCCUACAGUGGCCAAGAUUGUCUACCUUUGGUGGCUACUUGCGGUGCGCCUGCGACGACUCUACCCGAAGUGACCUCGAUGUCCUCACUGAGUUCGUAUGAAUGGAUGCCUUGUCCCGACGGCCAAAAGCUCCCUUCGUUCUCCCCCGAGACUUUCUGUUGCGAGACCUUCGGAAUCCCGCCAGUCGGGCCGCUUCUGCCGGACAGCGCAGACACAGUGCAGUGCUUGAUCGCCAAAGCGAUGAUUGAUCGAGAUUACGGCGCGGCUGGCCACGGCUUUCAGCCUUCCCAGAUCUGGGGAAGUGGGCUGCCGGGUCAACACCCAGAUUUUGCUUCAGAUAUUGCAAGAGAUGGACGCAAGGCCGAGAUGUGA
This is a messenger RNA of Fonsecaea erecta, 849 nucleotides long. RefSeq lists its product as hypothetical. The transcript is spliced from 2 exons. Bases 1 to 849 code for a protein of 282 amino acids. The record is from RefSeq and is a predicted model, not a curated record. NCBI's taxonomy places the organism in Eukaryota, Fungi, Ascomycota, Eurotiomycetes, Chaetothyriales, Herpotrichiellaceae. Gene Ontology annotation, biological process: regulation of DNA-templated transcription. Gene Ontology annotation, molecular function: DNA-binding transcription factor activity.